Vicugna pacos (alpaca) is the source of this 2411-nucleotide messenger RNA. It is a transcript of the gene H2BC21, whose product is annotated as H2B clustered histone 21. The record is from RefSeq and is a predicted model, not a curated record. Gene Ontology annotation, cellular component: nucleosome. Gene Ontology annotation, molecular function: structural constituent of chromatin; DNA binding; protein heterodimerization activity. Lineage: Eukaryota; Metazoa; Chordata; Mammalia; Artiodactyla; Camelidae.
UCUCACACAUCUUUUCUCUGCUAACCCGCUGUGUUUUCUACAAUGCCUGAGCCGGCAAAAUCCGCCCCCGCGCCCAAGAAGGGCUCGAAGAAAGCUGUCACUAAAGCCCAGAAGAAGGACGGCAAGAAGCGUAAGCGCAGCCGCAAGGAGAGCUACUCCAUCUACGUGUACAAGGUGCUGAAGCAGGUGCACCCGGACACCGGCAUCUCGUCCAAGGCCAUGGGCAUCAUGAACUCGUUCGUCAACGACAUCUUCGAGCGCAUCGCGGGCGAAGCGUCCCGCCUGGCGCACUACAACAAGCGCUCGACCAUCACGUCCCGGGAGAUCCAGACGGCCGUGCGCCUGCUGCUGCCCGGCGAGCUGGCCAAGCACGCCGUGUCCGAGGGCACCAAGGCCGUCACCAAGUACACCAGCUCCAAGUGAGCCCCUGCUAGGACGUGGCGCUCGCAUGAGUCGCCGGGCCGCUUGCCUCCAAAGGCUCUUUUCAGAGCCACCCACCUAAUCAGAAAAGAGCUUUGUUCACUUGUUUUCCCUUUCAAUUCCUUCUCACAAAAUAAGUUACUCUAGUUGGCUAAAGGUCACAGAAGAUGUAUACGUAGCUUUUUAAUCCCUUCUGACGAGGUUUCUGGAGCGUGACUGGCUUUGCUUUUUAAUCUAGGGCGCGUCUUAACCCCUCACUGUGCUGUUUAGCUUUCCUAUGAGUCAGUUCUAAAUUAGGAUAUCGAGACUGCUUGUCCCCACCCUCCGCUCCCAGACUUGUCCUGGUGGCUCUGUUCGGUAUGUUUCAUCGGCGUUCUAAAACGAAGUGAGUGAUUUCGACGAGGAAGGACCCCAAGACACAACUAAGCCCGGGUUCUGCGAACACUGCGUCACUGCCCUGAGGAAUUCUCCAUAGUUUGACAGCUGCUUGGGUGCCGGAUCACCAGUUCUACCCUGCGAUGUGGCCUUCUGUGGAUACCAGCCGUUCGGAGUACUCCGGGUGGAGCCCGCGCUGCAUGGUUUCAUCCUUCCCGUGAUUGGACGACAUGAAUAUUCAAAAUCACGCGCGGCUCCAGUAUGGAUAGAUUGUGGUUUCCGCUGCUCACUUUGGCUCUUUGAAGUCCCUAUUAUUUCUCGGUUUGUGGAUCGUUUUUUGCAUUUAAUUCUCUUUUCUUGGAACGCUCCGGCCUCGGGUCACUGCAAGGCACUAGUCAUUUUAGUCUGGGUUUAAAAAUCCUCUGAGACCCUUUCAAGUCAUCCACUCAGGAAUUUGCGCCUCUCGUUCCUGCCUGUCCUGGCCCCUCACUGUGUUUUGUCUUCCUCCUAGCGGGUGUCAGAAAUUGUCUUGUUCUUUUAUUUUCUUGUUUAUCGUCUUUCUCCUCAAGUCCUUAACAGAAACUGCUGGUCUGGUUUUCCUCUGUAUCGUCAGCGCCAACCAGUACUUGGCACACAAUGGACACUUGAAUUAACUUGUUGAAUUUAUUUUCCUGUCCCACCCCUUUCUUAAUCGCUUCCGUGGAUGGAUGGGUGAGGUAUACUUUAGAUGUAUGUGAAGACACGAUGAAAAUGGAAAUGUUUUUGGAUCUCCUUCCCAAGUCUGUCCGUGGUCACCUCACCUCAGGUCAAUAGCUCGGAGGAGGCCUGUUUUUUUUUUUGGUUUGGUUUGGUUUGGUUUGGUUUUUUGCGUCAAAGACGAAGGAGAUGGCAAAUUGAAGUCCUCCCUUUAUGCUUCUCACUUUGGCCUAAUCUCUCGGAUUUUCAUUAAAUUCAGAACGUUGGUCACUGGAAAGAUCCUUUUCCUUUCUCCUUUUCUGACGCCCUUUCCCCAUCCUGAUACCUUGUUCCCCCACCUAGAUGAGCUUUAAUUUACACUCACCAUAUCUCACUUGCAGGGUGGAGGGUAAACUCAGUGGUAGAGUGCAUGCACUAGGUCUUGGGUUCAACCCCUAGUAUCCCCAUUAAAAAAUUAAGCAAAUAUAAAUAACCUAAUUACUCCCCUUCACCAACAAAACAAAACAAAACGAAAAAACAACCCUAUGUCAGGAGACCAUGUGAGGUAAACUAGGUUAGUAUCUCUUUAAAAACAAGAUUGCAAGAAGUAGUUAUUGGUCCACUGGUCAUGCAGGUAACAUUGUUCACCUUUGUAUCCUCAAAUGUGAGGACAAUUGUAUUUUAGUUUUAUUUCAUGUAAUUACAGAAUGUUGAAUCUUUCUGUCCAAGCCUUGAUUUUGCUAAUAAAGACACUGACAAUCUGAUCAGUUACUCAAUUCUGCUUUUGGUUAAGAGGUCCUGGAGUUGAUUGCAGGGGUUUCAUGAAUCCAAAUGGACUCCAGAUAUUAUCAGAGACUGAAUAAAUCUAUGUUUCCUACGUGUGUGUUUUCAAAUGUGUGUAGAUGCUAUUAUUAUUAAUAAAGUUAUCAGUUAAUUUAAAA